This is a messenger RNA of Strongylus vulgaris, 714 nucleotides long. Lineage: Eukaryota; Metazoa; Nematoda; Chromadorea; Rhabditida; Strongylidae. The record is from the annotation of a GenBank genome assembly.
AUGCCUUUCCCUGACGCAUCUAUCUCUGGAGCAUCUUUUCAAGUUACCAACUCGCAAAGGAUUGAAGAACAUCAUGAUAUCUCUGUCAAACGAAGGGAACGAGUACGUUGCAAAAAUAAAAGUCACGUUGCAAAGUUGAGCGAAGCUGAGUCUCGAGAUACGGAUGAGCAUGAAUUAAUUGAUGAGGAUACGAUUCUCUCCCUAAGAAGAGAAAAUUUCUUUUUUGAUAAGUGUUUUUUGCUAGUUCUCGGAAGCAGUAUACUUGGCACCAGUCCGUGCAGUUCGGGGGUGAGCAUCGAAUCGCCACCUGUUUGGAGUCCUCGUGGAAGCCCUCCAGCUGCGGGUCAACUCUUUAAGUUGUCGGAGCAAACAGACAACUCAUCAGUACCACUCUCUUCUAGUGAUUCCCCAGCAAUUGGAGGGCGGAAAGUUUUUCUUCCAGAUUCCGAAAUCGAUACAUGCGACCAAUGCGAGGCAGAUGUUCAUCUUACCAAAUCUGAACCUUCAGAGGAAUCCUUAGAAGGAGCAGAAUCGGUCACAACAGCUUAUGAGUACCUUUUGCUAAAGAGCUCAGCAAAUCCGACAACAUCUGAGUUAAAAUUUUCUGAAACAGAUUUGAAGCAGUUCUAUAGUGGGUUCGGUUACGGCAUGUGUUUUGUAAAUCUCAUUAACAUCACUCAAAAAUUCUUUAAACUUCUUAUGCGAGUUUAUUAA